Molecule: messenger RNA, 1998 nt
Organism: Portunus trituberculatus (swimming crab)
Lineage: Eukaryota; Metazoa; Arthropoda; Malacostraca; Decapoda; Portunidae
Product: homeobox protein MSX-2-like
Exons: 2
Coding region: 240-1298 (352 amino acids)
Biological process (GO): embryonic morphogenesis; regulation of transcription by RNA polymerase II
Cellular component (GO): nucleus
Molecular function (GO): RNA polymerase II transcription regulatory region sequence-specific DNA binding; DNA-binding transcription factor activity, RNA polymerase II-specific
Source: RefSeq, a predicted model, not a curated record
GCGGCAGUCGGCGGGUGGUCGGGGCGGAGGCGUAAGUCAGCGCGGCGCCGCGGCACUGAUAGCUUGUGUAAACACUGACAUCCGCUGCCACGCCGCCGCGACCCGUGCCCUUCACGGCGCCCUUCACAGCCUCGGGGCAGCGCCAGGUUGGGGCGUCCCGCCGCCCCUUAGCCCCCUUGCUUCGCCAUGCCCCAGCGCGGGGCGUGAGUCACGCAGGACAGUGAGAGGAGCGCGGCGCCAUGUCUGGCGUGGUGGCGGCCGAGGCGGUGCGGCCAAGCCUCAACUCCGCCUUCAGCGCCGUGGCCAGGAAGACAUUCUCUUUCUCCGUGGACGCCAUCCUCGCCACGCCCCCGCACGCCAAGGACCGCGACGCAGACCCUCUCGCGCCCACACACACGCCCACGCCGCCCGGGGCAGCCCUCACGCCCCCGGCAGACGACAGACUCUGCGCCAAGGUGUCGCAGGACGCUGACGGCGACGUCGACGAGGAUGACGACGAGGACGAGGAGAUCAACGUGGACUGUGAGGGGGACGAGUGUCGCUACGACCCGCGCGGCGACGACGACGACGACGACGAGGAGGAGGAGGCGCGCAAGGCGGCCAGAGGAGACAGAGGAGACGGCGGAGGAGGUGGAGGAGGAGGAGGAGGAUUGGGUCUGCCCAUGUCCUCCCUGCUGGAGAACCACCUGGGGGCACGCCAUGCCCUGCCGCCCCCGCCCUCCACCUCGGCCUCCUCCACCCACACCAUGGCGCCCCACCACCUGGCGGGCGCCUGGCCCCACAACCUCCUGUUCCAGCAGCAGCUCGCCCUGCACGCCCUCACCAAGACGCCUGAGCCGCCUAAGUUUUUGGGUCCCAUGAAAGUGAACUUGAGGAAGCACAAGCCGAACCGCAAGCCGCGCACGCCCUUCACCACGCAGCAGCUGCUGUCGCUGGAGAAGAAGUACCGGGAGAAGCAGUACCUCAGCAUCGCCGAGCGGGCCGAGUUCUCCGCCUCGCUCAGCCUCACCGAGACGCAGGUCAAGAUCUGGUUCCAGAACAGACGCGCCAAGGACAAGCGGCUCAAGGAGGCGGAGAUGGAGCGCCUUCGGUACUCCUCGCGGCCUCUACUGCCUCACAACCCCCUGCUGCCCCCUGCCUCCCUGCUGCCUCACUUCCUCUUCCCCCACAACUUGUCUCCACACCCCGCACACUCCCAUCAGCUGCCGCCAAGCCUACGGCCGCUGCCCGGCCAGCCCGCGGCGCCCUACGCCAUCCCCUCCAGCACCGCUGGCGGCAGUGGCCCGGCACCCCAGUGACUAUGAGCCGCUCCUCGUGGUGUGGGCAGGCCGCGGCGUGCCCGGCGUGCCGCCGCGCCGCAGCGCCUCAUCGGAACAGUGCAGUGGUCGGGGCGGGGCGGGGCGGGGCGUGACAGGUGGGGGUGGUGGGCGGGACGAACCAAAGACUGUGUGGCGCCCUUCGUGGCGUCACUGCGAUGUGUGAAUAAAUCUCUAUUAUUUUGCUGCGGGAUUUUAUUCCGCGGCGACGACCCUGUGCCGGCAGCCCCGCCCCGCCCCGCCGCGCCGCGCCGCGGUGGCAGGGGCGGGGCCGCUGUGACUCUCUCACGCCCCAGUGCGGCGAGUGGUGUGGUGGCCCGCUGCUGGCGGUGACCUGACACUAAACACGUGGACAGUGCGGCGCCAGGCAGCAGUGUGGCGCCGCCAGGUGGUGUGGCGCAGGGAGGUGAAGGAACACCACCGCAGGCGUAACCUUAACACCGCAACACCACACAUCUGUGCACUCAACACCUCGUGUGUGGCGCUGACGCAGAGAACCAGGGCAAAGCGACGCGAUGCCCUGCAGGCGUCCCCCGCGCGAACACACACACACACACACACACACACACACACACACACACACACACACACACACACACACACACACACUCUAGCAAUAACGUUCGUUCACGUUCAUACGAAUAAUGUUACAGUUAUAAGAACAUUAAAUAAUACAAGCAUG